ACUCAAAAAACAUGCGGGUCGAAAGUAAUACUCUUCAAUGCGAACGGCUUAGAAUUUAGAGAGAUUUUUUUUACACUAUUUGCAUUUUUGAAGCUUAUGAUUGUACGUACCCGCUGAUCUGUCGAACGUGUUCAUUAUAAGAACGCAGCAUGCACGAAGUAAUCAAAGCAUGAAUACGUCUCGAAAAAAAAAUCAGUUUAGAAAAAGAAUUCGAGCGUGUAUCGGUUUGGGACAGGCCCCUCCUCUUCGCUGUUGUAGAAGACCAGGCCCUAUACAGGUCUAGCCUUGGUUAUAGUACUGAAAUCUAUUCAAAAGUAAAUGUAUUCUUCCUUUUCUGAAACUGCUGGAAUUCUUUGGCUAAAAAGGGCUUCGGAAAGAGCGAAACAUGGUUAUCAGAAGCAGGAAUUGAACAAUUUGAUCUCGAAAUAAGCCUAUAUACAUAUGGAGUGUGAUGUGACUUUCUUUUUUCUGAUAGCUGCCUGAGGAGUAAACGCUGAUUAUGGUGCUUUAGCUCUUGUGAUUUCAAUCGCGUCGUGAACGUAUAAUUGGAUUAUAAUAAUAAUUUGUAUUUAAGCCACAAAAAUGGAAAACUUGCGGGUUACAACACCGAUGGCUGAAUCAAAAGGAGAAGAUGGAUUGAAUACCAAAAGAACGUUAAAUCUUAGUAACAUAUUUGAUCCUCGUCCUCAACAUCCUGAUGGAACCCCGGGGAUAUCAGAACCAGUAGUUUCGAUGAAUUUAUUGAUAGGAGCUUGUCUUGCCAUCGGUGGAAAUCUUUUAAUUAGCGUCUCCAUGAAUGUUCAGAAAUAUUCUUUGACGAAGAUUCAACAGCGCCGGGAAGCCAGAGGAGAGGAAGUGUCAGAUAACUACGACUACUUGAAGAGUUGGCUCUGGUGGUCAGGGAUAUUACUCAUGAUAACUGGUGAAGGGGGUAACUUCUUAGCCUAUGGGUUCGGACCUGCCUCGGUGGUAGCACCCCUUGGUACUACCACUGUAGUUGCUAAUGCAUACAUCUCAAGAUGUCUUGGAGAGAGACUACGAUUUCAAGAUAUUUUAGGCACGGUCAUUAUUGUCGUCGGUGCGUGUAUGAUUAUAAUAUUCUCAACUCAGAACGAAGAGGAAAUGACAUCACAUUUGAUAAUUUUUAGACUAACAUCGUGGCCAUUCCUCGUGUUCUUUGGAGUGGAGGUAGCAUUGUUUCUUCUUUUACUCUACUUAAAGCUUGUCAAAAAAUAUCAACACCUUCUUUUACUGCUCAUGCCAGCUGCAAUAUUGAGUUCACUGACAGUGCUUGGUGCCAAAGCAUGUUCCAGUCUAAUCAGGCUGGCGGUAAGAGGUGACAUGUCACAAGUCAAAACUCCUAUAUUUUUCAUCAUGAUCGUCGUGGUUUUCGUUACAGGGAUGUUUCAAAUAAGAUACGUCACGAGGGCAAUGCAAGAACAUGAUGCUUCUGUUGUUGUUCCUGUUUAUUUUGUAUUCUUUACACUCGGUGCAAUAUUAGUCGGUGUGUUUUUCUAUGGCGAAUUCCAUGGCCUAACAAUUAUCAGGAUAUUCAUGUUUGUAUUUGGGUGUAUUUGUUCAUUUAUAGGUGUAUAUAUGAUAACACAUGGCAGACACGCCAAUCACAAUAGUGAUGAUGAUAAAAAAGAAGAUGAUGUAGUUACGGAAGCAAGGGAUGAAGAUGAUGAUUCUCCCUUACUGCCUCCUCCAACGAGUCUUCAUCUUGUCCAGCCCCCUCGGGAAGACCUUGAAGAUUCUACUAUUAGUAUGUCAUCAUCAGACAGCGGUGAACGAAGAUAUAUUGAAAUGGAUGAUAUGUCUUCAACUUUGAGAGAUAGCCCGAAAUGGCCGAAUGGCCCAACAACCGAGAGAUGAAUGUCAGACCAGGGCAUAUCCCUGGUCAGACGAUACAAGUAUGAUAUAGGUUGGGAUGAGUUUAAUUAACCGUGAUCGAGUCAACGUUCAAUGCAUUAAUCUGUACACUCAGUGGUUCAAGGUCGCACGAGGCAAAAGACAUUCAUUCUAUAGCUAACCGAAUCUCAUUUUUUUAAUUUGAUAUAGCUGAUUGACAAAAGAGUAUGAAUCUGAUUGGCCAUCUUACACUGAUUCUAGGGAGGGCAACUGCUGAACUUUCUUUGCUUGAAUGGGGAAGAAAAGUCACAUAACUUUUGGAACUGUAGCGGAAGUAGCUACGUACUGUAGCGGAAGAUAUGGGGCUACUUAUUUUACUGUUUCGGGUGAUGAAUUUGAUCCUGUCAGGAGAUGUCUUCAUAAAUUCCGAUUAAUCUUUUAAAUGAAUCGGUCAUGUGACCCUUUUUUGUCAGAUAUGGAAUGUCAGAUAUAUAUCCUAUCCACUGAUAGUAAACAUUCGUGACCCUCUUAUUUCAUCCUUAUUUCAUGUAUUUUAUGAAUUUUUGAAAGUGCCAUCGAACACACGAGUCUAUGGGAAAGGUUUUACGCUCGUGAAACCAUAUGGCAUGUAUAAGGAACGCCAUACUAUACAAAGACAAAUAACUGAUACUGGCUUGGAUAGUGAGAUCGCUCAUGUCCAGCUUGGUCAGGAGGGUGUCCUGGGAUGAUGAGUGGACGUUCUAAUCACUUUUUUGUAACGCUGAACGAGAUGGGUAUACAACUGAUGCGAGCGCGUAGCGCGAGCUGAAAUUGUUUCAGCACUUUCUUGUAAUUAUGACCAUGCAUGUUGCAUGGGCAUCUUGCUAAAACAAAAUAUGAAACUCGUAUCGCGAGAGAAAUACUUUGUGCAUAUUGACUUGAACACUGGAGCUAUCCCAUUGGACAGAUAAUUUAUUUUCUCAAUUAAGAAAGUAGUUCUUAUAAGGUAAUUGUAGGGUAAAGCAUAUACUUUGUUGGAAAACGCAUUCUGUUAUAAGAGUCAAAGUACGAUUAAUCAAGGCAACUCGGGAAAUGUUCUUUUUAAGAAAAAAAAGAUGUUUUCAUGUUUUCUGUAUUUCAUGUAUAUACUUUGUCUUUUUAUGUUUUUAUAGUUAGGCAGUUUAAUUGGGUAUUAACUUGUGGGAUUAUGGGUGCGUCUUACAAACACUGCUAAAACCAAAAAAGUGACUCUGUAUAAUCCUCUUUCCUAAAGAAAUUCAGGAAUGAGUUUGAGUUGAUUUAUAGAUAUAUCUGAAUCACCCAUCGUGUUUAAGAGAUCUCUAAAAUACUCACCGGGGGGAUAAAGAUAUCAUUGCACCGUGAAUUCAUGUAAAGAAUUCGAACGAUAUUCUUUUUUUUUUUUUCUUUUUUUUUUACAAAAUGCGAAGGCCAUUGCCCUUUUUUUAUAUAUUUUUUAAUGUGAAACGUAUAUAUCGAAAAUUGUGUCAUUUUGAAAACGAUAUUCUGCUGCUUUAAUGGUGCUUUAACAUAACCCAGAAAGUGGAUCCAUGCAUAUAAGUGCGUCUGCCCUGUGUCGUUUUAUUCAAAUUAUAUUUAAAAUGUUAAAAUAUAGCACAUCACCGUUCUUGCAUGUGAAUCUACCAAAGAUGUUUAAGAGGGGCAUAAUAUCUUCCAUCGCUCGGAGAGAUCUCUUUCUAGAAUGGACAGGCCUGGGAGAAAAUAUUUGCCUGUUUUCUUUGAUAAAAUCAAAAUCAGUGGGAUACGGGCAACUAAAGCGUUAUCAUAGUUGAUACAGUUAUAUAUUAAUAUUGCGCUGUCGCUUCUUAACCAAUGUAAAUCUCGAAAAAAGGUUGUAGAUUAUUUUUAUUUGCUGCUCUAUAUAGCCUGUCCAUUCACAUCACGAGCACGCGGAUCGAAUUUAUUUGUUUCGAUGUAUUUUAAAUGUGUGGUAUAAUGUGCUUGGAUUUAUAUUUGAUUGUUACUUAUGUGUGAAUAAAAUAUUAUUCAUGACACCAAAA
Lytechinus pictus (painted urchin) is the source of this 3869-nucleotide messenger RNA. RefSeq names its product NIPA-like protein 2. The coding region runs from base 583 to 1875 and encodes 430 amino acids. The record is from RefSeq and is a predicted model, not a curated record. Gene Ontology annotation, cellular component: membrane. Lineage: Eukaryota; Metazoa; Echinodermata; Echinoidea; Temnopleuroida; Toxopneustidae. The transcript is spliced from 13 exons. Gene Ontology annotation, biological process: magnesium ion transport. Gene Ontology annotation, molecular function: magnesium ion transmembrane transporter activity.